This is a messenger RNA of Diprion similis, 2202 nucleotides long. RefSeq names its product facilitated trehalose transporter Tret1-2 homolog. Gene Ontology annotation, biological process: transmembrane transport. Lineage: Eukaryota; Metazoa; Arthropoda; Insecta; Hymenoptera; Diprionidae. The record is from RefSeq and is a predicted model, not a curated record. Gene Ontology annotation, molecular function: transmembrane transporter activity. The transcript has 4 exons. Bases 630 to 2150 code for a protein of 506 amino acids. Gene Ontology annotation, cellular component: membrane.
UUACUUUGUCGUCAGUAGAGUGGCUGCUGAUGUGGUAUCGGCAUCUAUCUAAUUUCUAGUAAUUACGACUGAUACAACCAAUUGUGAGCUUAUGUACAAAUGUGUGAUAUUAAGUUUAUAUAUCCUCGGUAGUAUAGUGGUGAGUGAAGUGAGCCGUAUGUACUACCAACCACACCAUGAAGUUUGUUCAUCGAAUCGCAUUGAUCCAAGUCAAAAACAGUCUCGAUCCAAUCGAGUGAAUAAUGCAGGAAAAUUCAAUUUCCGCGGACAUUUGGCCGGGUCAGAAUUGUAUUAUGGCUGAUAAUUAAUUUCGUUUGAUUCGAGUUCCAAAUUCCGCGUGAUUACAAGCGUCGAUACAAUCGAUUCGGUAGGUACCUAUUCUGACAAAACGAACGUCCUUUUGUGCUUUGUGUUUCUUGCCUUUUUUUCGUAUCCGCUGAUUCUGCAAUUGUGUAACGGGUUGUAAAAUACAGAUACGCGGAGGCGUCGUAAUGGUUUUGCAGAGUCGUCUUGCUCACAAACCGUUUUACGCGAAUAGCGCUGUUUUAUGAGGAGGAUCAAGGCGAUCAGGAUCGGAAUAACGGAUGCAGAAAAGUGGGAUCAUUAAAUUGCAGAAGUGAAAAGAAACGAUGGAAAAAGAGCCAGAGAAAAGUAUAACCGAUUCGGAAAGGAACGAAUGUCCGAAAACACAUUCGAAUCGCAAUGCAAGAUACCUUCUCAGACAAACUAUGACAGCUCUGGGUCCAAUCCUGAGCACCGUGGCUGCCGGCAUGACGUCCGGUUACAGUGCGGUUCUGCUUCCUCAACUAACCUUGAACAACUCAACGGAUUACAACGCAACGUCGAAAAGCCUCACGGAUUACCUGAACAUGAAACAACUGACGGUUGUGGGUACCGAACAAGUUUCAUGGAUCGCGGCAUCGGCUGCUCUUUCGAUGGCUCCAGGAUGCUGGAUUUCCGGAGCCCUGAUGGAGAAGUUCGGCAGGCGAACAUCGCUGCUCUUACUCAGUCCAGUAUUUUUCAUCGGAUGGUUGAUAGUCGCGUUUGCGCCCAGCCUGUUUUGGCUGAUGGUCGGCAGAGUUGUGAUCGGAUUCUGCACCGGAACUAUGGGGCCUCUAAGCCCGGUGUUUAUAGCGGAAACGAGCGAACCGCGUUUGCGAGGAAUUCUUCUGUCCGGUAUCAGCUUGGCAAUAGCGGUGGGCAUUCUGAUCUCGCAUAUUUUUGGCACUUGGCUGCACUGGCGACUGUCAGCCAUUCUAUGUGGAAUUUUUCCCCUCUUCUCUUCACUCCUAUGCCUUGUUGCGCCUGAGAGUCCCACGUGGCUUGUCAAGAAAGGUGAAUACCUGAAGGCUCGUAAGGCUUGGCAGUACCUCAGAGGAGAUAAUUGCGAGCAUGAGUUUGAAGCUCUGACGUAUGGUGGUGCGAAUAAACUUAACCUCAACGCUUCGAUGGAGUCGAAACCACUUCAAAAUCAUACGUCGACACGCAGCUGGAGGAACGUUGUGGUUUCCAGGAGCUUCCUGAUGCCCCUCUUCAUACUCAACAUCUUUUUCUUCACUGCCCAAUUCUCGGGGAUUAACGCAGUAGCCUUUUACAGCGUGAAUAUGCUCGCGGAAGUUUCUGGCCGUGAAAACGCUUACACUGCGACACUUGUUCUCGACUCGAUUCGCGUCGCUUUUGGUGCCAUUGCCUGUUGGCUGACGAAGAAUUACCGUAGGAGAUCUAUGACCAUUUUUUCCGGCCUUGGAUCAGCGCUAAGUCUCCUUCUGCUCAGUGCUUCGCUCUUCGUAGAUAUCGGAAAACCAUGGCUUCCGAUCUGCUUCCUGUUCGCCUACACCUGCACCAGCUCCAUCGGUCUAGUUCCUCUGCCCUGGCUACUGUGUGGCGAACUUUUUGGAGCCUCUGUGCGAGGCCUUGGCUCUGGAAUAAGCUCUGGCUUCGCCUUUAUGUGUUUCUUUGUAGUUGUAAAGACCGCACCAUCUAUGAUGGACAUUCUUGGACCGUCCUGGACUUUCUGUGUUUACGGUAUCAUCGCUCUAAGUGGUACCAUUUUCCUUAUCGUAUUUCUACCGGAGACAAAGGACAAAACUUUACGAGAGAUUGAAGAUCGCUUUGCAAACCGUUCAACGAGAAGUGAAAAAUUUGGCUGACUCAUUCGUGCAAAUUUUUUUGUAUUUAACAAAUCCCUUUCACACAAAUCCA